Trichoderma harzianum CBS 226.95 is the source of this 1362-nucleotide messenger RNA. RefSeq lists its product as hypothetical. Gene Ontology annotation, biological process: protein dephosphorylation. Gene Ontology annotation, molecular function: protein tyrosine phosphatase activity. The record is from RefSeq and is a predicted model, not a curated record. The transcript has 2 exons. Bases 278 to 949 code for a protein of 223 amino acids. Lineage: Eukaryota; Fungi; Ascomycota; Sordariomycetes; Hypocreales; Hypocreaceae.
UAUGAAACUUUUUACGAAGACGCCAACGGUCAGACGCUGCUAUCAUGGACUGAAUCAAAGGGGUAUAAAGCAGCCGUCAAGUUGUUGCUCGAUAAAGACCCCAAGACGGAGUCAAACAUUCUGCCAUGCGUCACAUCAACGGCGUUGUCGACAGCUGUGGUGGCUCAAGAUGACAUUGAGCCGCUGCCCGCCUUGCCGGUGUUUCUGUCGAUCCAGCAGCAAGACAUCGGUAAAAAGUUCUUGGAACUAGCCUUAGCAGAGGAAGUGCGAGAGGCGAAUGUGCCCAAGUACAAGCAAUCGAAUGGAAGGAUGGAUCGCUAUGAGGACUACAGGCCCUGGGCGGACUAUCGCAUCAGGCUGCAAGUUCGCGAAAACAAAUACGACUACGUCAAUGCCGUCUCCCAUUACUCUGAGGUCGUCUGACUUACGCUAUCCGCCGCUGCGCUAUAUUGCUAUGCAAGGACCGACCAAACCGUCAUUCGAUCACGUCUGGCGCAUGGUUGCUGAGCAAACCUCAUCAUCACCUGCAGUUAUCGUUCAACUCACAGAGAUGGCUGAUAAACAUGGACGAAAAUGCGACCAGUAUUUGCCUAUGGCCGAAGAAGGCACUGCUUGGAGAAUUAACGACGACAAUAUAUGGGGCGACAACUGGAAGGCAUAUCUUACCUUUCACUCACUAGAGAUCAUUGCAGGCGGUGCGAUUGAAAAGCGCAUGCUAGUGCUGCAUAUAGACAAAGAAGGAGAAAAAGAAGAAGCACGCAUUAUCUGGCACUUUCUUUACAAACGCUGGCCCGACUAUGGUGUUCCGACUGCAGACGACAUAAACAGCCUUCUCAAAUUGAUAAAGUUGUCAAAGCAGUAUAGCUCGCCGAACAGUAAGUGCAUUGUUCACUGCAGCGCUGGCGUUGGCAGAACGGGUUGUUUCAUUGCUCUUGAUCACCUCAUAUGAGAGCUCGACUUUGGAAUUCUCAAAAAACAUGAUUCGAUGUGGGUGGGCCCUGAUUUAAUCUAUAAAGCAGUCGAUAUCCUUCGCCAGCAGCGUUGGGGCAUGGUCCAAACUGAAGAGCAGUAUCGAUUCAUCUACCAGGUUAUGCGGAAGCUUUGGUACAAUAAGUACGGUGUUGCAGAUGAGAAAGCUGGCAACAACAAAUGAGCGGCAAGUAGGUUCAAAAUCCCAAGGGUUUGAGGUUACAGAUCUGGCAGCAUGAGGGCGUGGGACGGUAGUCUUUACAGGGCUGGACUCUACAGUUGGAAUGGUUGGCUAUGGCGCCGGAAACGCUCUGGUAGAUUGGAAGUUUGGCCUAGAAGACAGACACAAGAGUAGAGAUUGUUAUACUUUCCAUCAUUAUGAUGAAAUCGUAG